Molecule: messenger RNA, 1587 nt
Organism: Symbiodinium sp. CCMP2456
Lineage: Eukaryota; Dinophyceae; Suessiales; Symbiodiniaceae
Source: the annotation of a GenBank genome assembly
AUGAUCUCUCGAUCAGCGUUGAUCCUUUCCUUGCUGGCCACAGCUUUCGCCACGAAGCUGACUGCGGAGUCCGGUGCCCUCCAACAGGACGGCAUCCUCAAGCUUCUAUCAGAAGCUUCGGCGACCAAGGAUUCCAAAUCCACUCAGGUGAGGGCGAAAACUUCACAGAUGGAAGACAUGGUGAUGUUCCUUGCGCAGCAGGCCAAGGCCGCCAAACUCGCCUCCGCUCAGGACCCCGUCGUCAAAGAUGAUAACGCGAACAUUACCGACUUCGUUAAACAGCUGGAUGACGAGUUGAAGAAGAUGUUGGAGAACGUGUUCAAAGCGGCGGCGACAUCCAAUUCCGCUUGCCAAGCGGCAUACGACAAGAUGUCAGCAGGCUGCCCCGUGUACAAUGCCAACACGACCUUCCUGCCUCCAGACUUUGACGGAGAUUUCGAUGCUCUCCGAGCAGACCACAAGAAGUGCCGCGACCUGCUUCCCGGGAUGAAGCAGGAGUAUGAGAGUUGCCACAAGGUCCGCGAAAGCCUGGUCGGCCAGGAGCAAGCCCUUUUGGACUCCUUCCGGGAUGUGAACAUCUUUGAGAGCGUCGAGUGUUUUGUUGCCAAGAAAACUCUGGAAGUUCGUAUCCUGCCCAGUUGCACCAUUAGCGGAGACGAUGUGCUGGCCUACUACGAGGCCAUGCGUGUGCACUUCAAGAAUCGAAAAGACACUUUCUGGGAGACCUACUACAAGCUCGAGAAUGUCACCGUCAACAUCACCAAGUUCAAGUGCAUCGACCUCGAGGUUGCCUACUUCGAAAAAGUCGCAGCUUGCGAGACUGCCCAGCUGAAGCUCGAGCAGACGGCCUGUGAAACGCAUGAAAGGACCACGGAGGCGUGCAAACCUCUUCCGCAGUGCUAUAACGGCAACUGGAACCAGUACGUGGAGGAGAUGCACAGCACGAACGACACCAUCCAGGACCUGAAGUACGAGUACCGUGCCGUUAAGCGCAUCGAAUGCUUGAUGGACGCCUUCGCUGCAGAUGACAUGGACAAAAAGAUCGAUGAGUGCAUCGAAAAGAGGCACAGCACCGAUUUGGUGAACAGCACCUGUGUGGACAACCACGAGAACGUGCAGAGGCCGAGUUACACAAUGCCGGACGUUUGCAACACAGGAGUCAAAGCCAUCCUCGACCCCAACGCCAGCAACUUCGAUGCCACGGAGUACACUUCCCAAGGCAUCACUGCAUCCCGAUGCAUGGCUUCCUGCUGCACUGUGGAUUGGUACAGCUGGACCACCUACGGCAAUGCCUAUGUGGCCAAAGAACACUACCUCAUCGAUGAGGCUACGGGCCAGCCAGCCAGCUUCGCAACAAUGGAGGACGCCAAGGCUGCCUGCGAAACGAUGGGCUCGGUCCAUUGCUUUGGCAUCUAUGACACGAAGUGUGACGGCGCGUCGGAGGAGUCUCCGGUGAUCUUGAUUGCCUCCCCGGGCCUCGACCUCCAUGGUGUCGAGGAGUCUGCAAUUGGCAGCUGCAUCGUCCACAUGGCGCUUGGUUCCGGGGUGGCAUGCUCAGAAACAGGGCGAAGACCAUCCCAGACAUAA